Molecule: messenger RNA, 4512 nt
Organism: Candoia aspera
Lineage: Eukaryota; Metazoa; Chordata; Lepidosauria; Squamata; Candoiidae
Gene: EXOC4
Product: exocyst complex component 4
Exons: 18
Coding region: 11-2938 (975 amino acids)
Biological process (GO): Golgi to plasma membrane transport; exocytosis; chemical synaptic transmission
Cellular component (GO): synapse; growth cone membrane; exocyst
Source: RefSeq, a predicted model, not a curated record
UCGAGCCAAGAUGGCGGCGUCUGAGGCUACCGGGAGAUACAGGAGCGCGAUGAGCAAAAGCAAGGACCCCUCCGGCCUGCUCAUCUCCGUCAUCAGGACACUGUCCACUAGUGAUGAUGUUGAGGACAGAGAACACGAGAAAGCUCGUCUGGAGGAGGCGUACGAAAAAUGUGACCGUAAUUUGGAUGAGUUGAUCGUUCAGCACUACACUGAACUCAUGACUGCCAUCUGUACCUACCAGAGCAUCACUGAACGCAUCACCACUUCACGCAACAAAAUCAAGCAGGUCAAGGAGAACCUGCUUUCCUGUAAAAUGCUUCUCCAUUGCAAGCGGGAUGAACUGCGCAAAUUGUGGAUUGAAGGUAUUGAGCACAAGCACGUCUUAAAUUUGCUGGACGAGAUUGAGAAUAUCAAGCAAGUGCCGCAGAAGCUGCAGCAAUACAUGGGCAGCAAGCACUACCUUAUUGCUACGGAUAUGCUGGUAUCGGCAGUAGUUUCGCUGGAGGGACCUCUCCUUCAGGUAGAGGGACUAAGUGACCUCAGGCUGGAGCUUCACAGUAAAAAGAUGAAUAUGCACUUAGUUCUAAUAGAUGAACUCCACCGUCAUCUUUACAUCAAGUCUACCAGUAAGGUUGGACAACGGAACAAAGAAAAAGGGAGAAUAAGUUCACAUGUGAAGGAUGCUUCUGCUAUGCCUCUUCUCGAUGUAACUAACUUGUCCACUCCUCGCAAGUUUCUUGACUCCUCUCAAUAUAGUACUACAGGAAAUUCCAGUGGAAGAGAUGUUAGCUUGAUGGAAAUCAAGGAAGAUUUAGAACUGGAUCCUGAGGAGAACAGCUCUGUGUUUAUGGGCAUCCUCAUCAAAGGCCUGGCCAAACUGAAGAAAAUUCCAGAGACAAUCAAGGCUAUCCAGGAUCGUUUAGAGCAGGAGUUGAAGCAAAUUGUCAAGAGAUCUACCACCCAGGUGGCAGAUGGUGGCUACCAGAGGGGAGAGAACAUAGUCCAGGAAAACCAGCCCAGGUUGCUUCUGGAACUUCUGGAACUUCUCUUUGGCAAAUUCAACGCUGUGGCUGCAGCUCAUGCCAUUGUCCUGGGACGUCUCCAGCAGACCGUGUCAUCUCCUUCCAGCCAGUAUGAUAGCGAUAUUAAGUUGUACGAUAUGGCAGAUGUGUGGGUGAAGAUUCAAGAUGUCUUGCAGAUGCUGCUCACAGAGUACCUGGAUAUGAAAAAUACCCGGGCGUCUUCGGAGCCAUCAGCUCAGCUCAGCUAUGCCAGUUCCGGAAGGGAGUUUGCUGCAUUCUUUGCCAAGAAGAAGCCUCAAAGGCCCAAGACCUCUUUGUUCAAGUUUGAGUCAUCUUCCCAUGCCAUCAGUAUGAGUACUUACUUGCAGGAACAAAGGAGGGAGCUGUACAGCAGAAGUGGGGAGCUUCAUGGAGACCCUGAUGACAACUUGAUAGAAGGCGGCAGGACAAAGUUUGUCUGCAAACCAGGAGCCCGGAAUAUCACUAUCAUCUUCCAUCCACUUCUAAGGUUUAUUCAAGAGAUUGAACAUGCUUUGGGACUAAGUCCCACUAAGCAGUGCCCACUUCGGGAGUUCCUCACCAUGUACAUUAAGAACAUCUUUCUUAACCAAGUAUUGGGAGAAAUUAACAAAGAAAUUGAAGGAGUCACCAAGAUUACCGACCCCCUGAAGAUUCUUGCCAAUGCAGAUACCAUGAAAAUGUUGGGAGUACAAAGGCCUCUCUUGCAGAGCACAGUAAUUGUGGAGAAAACUGUCCAGGACCUCAUGAAUUUGAUGCAUGACUUAAGCGCCUACUCUGAUCAGUUCCUGAACAUGGUAUGUGUCAAACUCCAGGAAUACAAGGACACCUGCAAUGCAGCUUACAGGAGCAUUGUCCAGUCAGAUGAGAAGAUGGUUAUAAGUGCAUCUUGGGCAAAAGAUGAUGAUAUCACUAGACUCCUGAAGUCUCUUCCAAACUGGAGCAACAUGGCCCAGCCCAAACAGUUGAGAUCAAAAAGGGAGGAAGAGGAAGACUUUAUAAGGACUGCCUUUGGCAAGGAGUCUGAAGUUCUCAUUGGGAACCUGGGAGAUAAGCUGAUUCCCCAGCAAGAGAUUCUCCGGGACGUCAGUGACCUGAAGGCCUUGGCCAACAUGCAUGAGAGUUUGGAAUGGCUCUCAGGCCGGGUGAAGGCCGCUUUCUCCAGUCUUCCAUUGGCACAGACUUCUCCUGCCCAAGAUGCUCACAGCAAAACUGAUCUCCCGCCAGUGUCGGAACAGAUCUUACAAACCCUCAUGGAUUUGGCUCGAUCUUUCCAGGAGAUGGCAGACUCCUGCUUGCUGGUUCUACACCUGGAAGUCAGGGUCCAUUGCUUCCACUACCUGAUUCCUUUGGCUAAGCAAGGAAACUAUGCCAUCGUGGCCAACGUAGAAAGCAUGGAUUAUGACCCCCUGGUGGUACGACUCAAUAAGGACAUCAGUGCCGUGGAAGAAGCCAUGAAUGCCAGCCUGCAGCAGCACAAGUUCCAGUACAUAUUUGAAGGUUUGGGUCACUUGAUUUCCUGCAUUCUCAUCAAUGGGGCUCAGUACUUUAAGCGCAUCAGCGAAUCCGGGAUUAAGAAGAUGUGCCGAAACAUCUUCAUCCUUCAGCAGAACCUGACCAACAUCACAAUGUCACGGGAGGCUGACCUGGACUUUGCAAGGCAAUAUUACGAGAUGCUGUACAACACAGCAGACGAGCUGCUGAACCUGGUGGUGGACCAAGGAGUAAAGUACACGGAGUUGGAGUACCUCUAUGCCCUGAGCUUACUUCACCGCAGCCAGACCGGCGUGGGAGACCAGACUAUGCAAAACAUGAGGCUGCAGCGCCUCAAGGAGAUCAUCUGUGAGCAGGCCGCCAUCAAGCAAGCCACCAAGGACAAGAAGAUCACCACCGUGUAGUUCAGGCUGCCGGAAACCGGAAGGGGCCCGGCUUCUUUGCAGCCGGUAGGAGCAGAGAGGGGAAAUGUCUCUGCGGGGUAGUACCUGGGUAUUCUGUCCUUUCCGGUUAGCUUCUCUGCUGGUGUGGGGGUGGGCAGGGAGAAUUGGAGAUCUUUUCAGUGGCAUGCUGGGAUUUUUAUGUCUGUGGCAGAAAAACGGGGACUGAUUGCAGUUAACGGGGAGGUGCUUGUCUGUGAGUUCUAAUGGGUGGAUAAGGGUAGGGAAGAGGGAAGGGAGGAAUGUUGGAUGUCGGUUUGAUCCAGAGGGAUCGGAACUGGAAGAGAGCUGAGGAACAGUCCCUAGGGAAGGCUCAACUCUGUAAAAAGAGAGCAAUUGGCAUCAUCGCUCCCCCAGACUGGUUUCUGGCUGGCCUAAUGCUACUUUGAGAUGCGGUGUUUCUCAACCUUGGCAACUUGAAGCUGGGUGGACUUCAACUCCGAGAAUUCCCCAGCCAGCCUUGGAAUUCUGGGAGUUGAAGUCCACCCAGCUUCAAGUUGCCAAGGUUGAGAAACACUGAGCUAUGCUGAUGUUAAGGAAUUCCUCUUCCCAGAGAAACUUUUGGGAUCAUUGUUUAUCAAGAAUGAUGCAUUUGACCAAGUGUUCCUUGCAGAAUAAGAUAACGCUUGUUAGAUAGUCAUCUAUUUUCAGUAUUUGUCACAGCUAUGUUAAUGCAGGUAUGUGCUGCAGUUUGCCACUUGGUGGUGUUUGGGAUUUUUUUUCCCCAGAGUUUGGGUCCUUAUGGAUAACUUUAGCAGUUAGAACUUAGUAGCAUUUUUUUUUUUUUGCAUUGAACCAGUUGGAGAUGCUGCAUUGGCUUGCACAGCGCACAUAAUCGUAUUAGCUUGGUCUCAGGAACCCCCCUUGCCAGAAAGGAUUGGCAGUGGGGCCUGUGGAAGUUGAGGUAUUUGCACGGCAGAUGCCAAGCCGUCACUACAAGGCUAUCAAAAACCGUAACAUGGCCAACAGCACUUGAAGGAAUAUGGCUGGAUUUCAAGGAGGGAUUCCCAGGCAUUCACUCUGCAGAAUCCCAUCGCAGCUAGUUCAGAUCUGAUAAUGCUCCCUUCUGCAAAAAAGACAUGGAUUGGUCAAUUCUGAGAACUCAGCAGGCUUUUCUUGCUGUAUUAUAAACAUUUUCAGGGCGGAUUGGGGGAAGCAGCAACUUUUUGCUGUAGGAAAGUCAACGUAUGAUUGUCUGCCUAAUGCCUCCAUCUAUAGCACAAAGCAAGAUCACUUCCCCUGAUCUGAUUUGGUCCCAUGACUUCCAUCCCCCCACCCCACCCCACUGCUUACCCUGUUUUCCUCUUGGUUCAACUGGAAAAUUAAAGGAUAAUUUUGGAACUCUUAAUUAUUGUAUUGUGGGCUCCUUGGAUGCACCAGUGCUCUUUUAGGAUACCUCCACAUCUUCUGUGCAGGAGCUGUUAAGAAUGGUUACAGCUGGGUCUCGCUGUUCCCUGAGGGGUGUGAGCUUCCUUCUCACCCCGCACGUGCUACCACUUGAGGCACAGACCAGAGAAAUGGCUCUUUCAGGGUCACAA